Anopheles aquasalis is the source of this 1494-nucleotide messenger RNA. Its product is annotated as ovarian-specific serine/threonine-protein kinase Lok-like. Gene Ontology annotation, molecular function: ATP binding; protein binding; protein kinase activity. Gene Ontology annotation, biological process: protein phosphorylation. NCBI's taxonomy places the organism in Eukaryota, Metazoa, Arthropoda, Insecta, Diptera, Culicidae. The record is from RefSeq and is a predicted model, not a curated record.
AUGGAAAAUCAGGCGAGUCGAGUCGAGCUCAGCGACAGCGGCUGUGGUUCCGGUACCACAUGUAAAGCGAUGAUGGACACACAGCCAGCCACCGACAGUCAGGACACGCUGUUGGAGAGGCAGUCAGCGCAGAAGCUCAUUUAUGGGCGACUGUGCGCCAAGAGGGUGCAAAUGGGAAGCCUUGAUCUACACGAUGGUGUGUUUUCGGUUGGUCGCAAUGCUAUUUGUCAACUGACCUUGAAUACGGAACACAUGCCCCAGAGCAUGCUGGACCACGUAUCGAAGGUUCACUUUACCAUCGAGAAACAGGAGGAGGAAUUUGAUGCUCCAGUUUAUAUCACAGACAAAUCUCGACACGGAACCUAUGUGAAUGGAAAGCUUAUCGGUGCGAAUCGGCAGAGGGUGCUGAAGGAUGGGGAUGUGAUCUCGAUCUGCCAUCCCGAGCUGAAGGCUUUCAUCUAUCAGGAUCAUCGGCUGACCGGCGAAAAGCAGCAGCUGGCUCGCGAUCUUCCUGCAAAAUACUAUAUUGGCCGCAUCCUACGGUGUGGUGCUUUUGGUAUGGUGUACCUGCUCCACCAUACCGAAACCUGUCAGCCAUACGCAUUAAAGGUCGUGAAGGAAAAGAUGAGCGAACAACUGACACGACAACGAGCCCUCAACGAUCCCGCGCAUGUAGUGAACGAGGUUAACAUUAUGAAAAACCUUGAUCAUCCCUGUGUUAUCCGGAUGCACGAUUUCAUCGAUAAACCGCACUCACUAUACAUGGUGCUCGAGUACAUGGAGGGAGGUGAUCUACUUUGGCGCAUUCUCGCCAAAGGCAGGCAAACGGAGAAAACCUCCAAGCUGUUCUUUCUCCAGAUGUGCCACGCUGUCAAGUACCUGCACAGUCAAGGAAUAACGCAUGGCGAUCUGAAACCGAACGACAUCCUGCUGGCGGAUGAGGAAGAGUACACGCUGCUAAAGGUGUCGGACUUUGGGCUAAGCCGGUUCGUCGGUAAGAUCUCGAUGAUGCGCACAUUUUGCGGCACCCCUAUGCACGUGGCCCCGGAAGUGCUGCUUACGCGAGAGACCGGCAGCUGUACCUCCAAAGUAGACAUCUGGGGCUUGGGCGUACUCCUCCACCUGAUGCUGAGUGGUAUGAUGCCAUUCUCAGACGAUUUUGGAACACCGGCCAUCGAGCAGAUCGAACACGGCAAGUUUAGCUUUCGUCAUCUCGUCUGGCGAAACGUGUCGUCAAAAGCGAAGAAGCUCAUCUACGAAAUGUUGAACAUCAACCCAAAAGAACGUCCGUCCAUCGAUACUGUCCUUGCCAGCAGUUGGAUGCGCGAUCCGGCCGUGAUCACCGAGGCGGUGCGCUUGACGGGAUGCCAACUGACAAUGCAACGAACGCCGAUACAACCACAGCGUCUCCAGCAUACAUUCUCAGUUGUGGAAAAUAACAAUAAUGCCUGGUCCACUGUGGGCCAACCGCCCAUAAAGAAGCAGCGAAUGUGA